CCCUACAACCUCUGAGGUUUCUACCACUGAACGUGAAACAAUAAGCAAAACAGAAGUACCUACUACAGAGAUGACCUCAACACCUACAAUGUCUACUACUCUUUAUCCAUCAAAUGAUGAAAUGCUCUCCACAACAAUAAGCAGCACAAAUACUGAGGAUUCUACAACUAGAAGUGAAACAAUUACCACAUCUGCAACAACUACCGCAAAGAAAACUCCAGCCUCUUCUGCAACUACUCUUGGUGCAACAUCUCAUACAAUAUCAUCUACACUUCCUGCAACUCUUAGUGCAACAACUUCUGCAGUAACUACAUCAACAAGCCUUAUGGCCACUAUGGUUCCUACCACUGAAAGUGAAACAGUAACCACAAUAGCAACACCUACUUCAAAGAUAAUGUCACUAUUUACAAACUCUACUAGUCUUGGUUUAACAAUUGUUGCAACAACCCUCCCAGUACCUACAACAGCCGGCAACACAAUUAUGGAGAUGUCUACCACUAAAACAGAAACAAAACCCACAGUUUUCACAACUCCAUUGAAAACAUCCUCAGGAACUACAUCUACUACUGCUCCUGCUGCAAACACUGAUACAACAACCUCCGCAGUAUCAAUUCCUGAAACUCUUACUUUAAGAGCAACAACCACUGCAGUUCCUACACCAACAAACCCUACAACCUCUGAGGUUUCUACCACUGAACGUGAAACAAUAAGCAAAACAGAAGUACCUACUACAGAGAUGACCUCAACACCUACAAUGUCUACUACUCUUUAUCCAUCAAAUGAUGAAAUGCUCUCCACAACAAUAAGCAGCACAAAUACUGAGGAUUCUACAACUAGAAGUGAAACAAUUACCACAUCUGCAGCAACUACUGCAAAGAAAACUCCAGCCUCUGCUGCAACUACUCUUGGUGAAACAUCUCAUGCAAUAUCAUCUACACUUCCUACAACUCUAGGUGCAACAACCUCUAAAGUACCCACACCAACAAGCCCUACAGCCACUGAGGUUUCUACCAGUGAAGGUGAAACAAUAACCAGAACAAAGGUACCUACUACAGAUGUGACCUCAACACCUGCAGAGACGAGAUCACUAGAUCGAACUGAUACUUCUCUUAGUGGACUAACCGAUGCAACAACUGCCACAAUCCCUAUGACAACCAGCUGCACAGGUACCCAUUUUUCUACCACUAAACGUGUAAAAAGUAACACAUCAGCAAAAUCUACAAAGACAACCCCAAAACAUGCAACUUCUACUACUCUUCAUCCAUCAAAUGAUGAAAUGCUCUCCACUGUCUCAACUAGCAUAACCAGCUUGAAUGCUGAGAUGUCUACCACUGAAACUGAAACAGAAACCACAUUAUUCACAACUCCAUUGCAAACAUCCUCAGAAACUACGUCUACUACUGCUCCUGCUGCAAACACUGAUACAACAACCUCUGCAGUAUCACUUCCUGAAACGCUUACUUUAAGAGCAACAACCUCUGCAGUCCCUACACCAACAAGCCCUACAGCCACUAAGGUUCCUACCACUGAAGGUGAAACAGUAACCACAAUAGCAACACCUACUUCAAAGAUAACGUCACUAUCUACAAACCCUACUAGUCUUGGUUUAACAAUUGUUGCAACAACCAUCCCAGUACCUACAACAGCUGGCAACACAAUUAUGGAGAUGUCUACCACUAAAACAGAAACAAAAUCCACAUUAUUCACAACUCCAUUAAAAACAUCCUCAGGAACUACAUCUACUACUGCUCCUGCUGCAAACACUGAUACAACAACCUCCGCAGUAUCAAUUCCUGAAACUCUUACUUUAAGAGCAACAACCUCUGCAGUUCCUACACCAACAAGCCCUACAACCACUGAGGUUUCUACCACUCAAAGUGAAACAAUAAGCACAACAGAAGUACCUACUACAGAGAUGACCUCAACACCUACAAUGUCUACCACUCUUUAUCCAUCUAAUGAUAAAAUGCUCUCCACAACAAUAAGCAGCACAAAUACUGAGGAUUUUACCGCUAGAAGUGAAACAAUUACCACAUCUGCAGCAACUACUGCAAAGAAAACUCCAGCCUCUGCUGCAACUACUCUUGGUGCAACAUCUCAUGCAAUAUCAUCUACACUUCCUGCAACUCUUAGUACAACAACUUCUGCAGUACUUACACCAACAAGCCUUAUGGCCACUAAGGUUCCUACCACUGAAAGUGAAACAGUAACCACAAUAUCAACACCUACUUCAAAAAUAACGUCACUAUCUACAAACUUUACUAGUCUUGGUUUAACAAUUGUUGCAACAACCUUACCAGUACCUACAACAGCCGGCAACACAAUUAUGGAGAUGUCUACCACUAAAACAGAAACAAAACCCACAGUAUUCACAACUCCAUUGAAAACAUCCUCAGGAACUACAUCUACUACUGCUCCUGCUGCAAACACUGAUACAACAACCUCCGCAGUAUUAAGUCCUGAAACUCUUACUUUAAGAGCAACAACCUCUGCAGUACCUUCAACAACAAACCCUACAACCUCUAAGGUUUCUACCACUGACCGUGAAACAAUAAGCACAACAGAAGUACCUACUACAGAGAUGACCUCAACACCUACAAUGUCUACUACUCUUUAUCCAUCAAAUGAUGAAAUGCUCUCCACAACAAUAAGCAGCACAAAUACUGAGGAUUCUACAACUAGAAGUGAAACAAUUACCACAUCUGCAGCAACUACUGCAAAGAAAACUCCAGCCUCUUCUGCAACUACUCUUGGUGCAACAUCUCAUGCAAUAUCAUCUACACUUCCUACAACUCUAGGUGCAACAACCUCUGCAGUAACUACAUCAACAAGCCCUACAGCCACUCAGGUUUCUACCACUGAACGUAAAACAAUAACCACAACAGUGGUACUUACUACAGAUGUGACCUCAACACCUGCAACACCUGCAGAGACAAGAUCACUAGAUCAAACUGAUACUACUCUUGGUGGACUAACCGAUGCAGAAACCGCAGCAAUCCCCAUGACCACCACCUGCACAGGUACCCAUUUUUCUACCACUAAAAGUGUAAAAAGUACCACAUCAGCAACAUCUACAAAGACAACCUCAAAACAUGCAACGUCUACUUCUCUUCAUCCAUCAAAUGAUGAAAUGCUCUCCACAGUGUCAACUAGAAUAACCAGCUUGAAUGCUGAGGUUUCUACCACUAAAACUGAAACAGAACAAACAUUAUUCACAACUUCAUUGAAAACAUCCUCAGGAACUACAUCUACUACUGCUCCUGCUACAAACACUGAUACAACAACCUCUGCAGUAUCACUUCCUCAAACUCUUACUUUAAGAGCAACAACCUCUGCAGUACCUUCAACAACAAACCCUACAUCCUCUGAGGUUUCUACCACUGAACGUGAAACAAUAAGCACCGCAGAAGUACGUACUACAGAGAUGACCGCAACACCUACAAUGUCUACUACUCUUUAUCCAUCAAAUGAUGAAAUGCUCUCCACAACAAUAAGCAGCACAAAUACUGAGGAUUCUACAACUAGAAGUGAAACAGUUACCACAUCUGCAGCAACUACUGCAAAGAAAACUCCAGCCUCUGCUGCAACUACUCUUGGUGCAACAUCUCAUGCAAUAUCAUCUACACUUCCUGCAACUCUUAGUACAACAACUUCUGCAGUACUUACACCAACAAGCCUUAUGGCCACUAAGGUUCCUACCACUGAAAGUGAAACAGUAACCACAAUAUCAACACCUACUUCAAAGAUAACGUCACUAUCUACAAACUCUACUAGACUUGGUUUAACAAUUGUUGCAACAACCCUACCAGUACCUACGACAGCCGGCAACACAAUUAUGGAGAUGUCUACCACUAAAACAGAAACAAAACCCACAGUAUUUACAACUCCAUUGAAAACAUCCUCAGGAACUACAUCUACUACUGCUCCUGCUGCAAACACUGCUACAACAACCUCCACAGUAUCAAUUCCUGAAACUCUUACUUUAAGAGCAACAACCUCUGCAGUACCUUCAACAACAAACCCUACAACCUCUGAGGUUUCUACCACUGAACGUGAAACAAUAAGCACCACAGAAGUACCUACUACAGAGAUGACCUCAACACCUACAAUGCCUACUACUCUUUAUCCAUCUAAUGAUGAAAUGCUCUCCACAACAAUAAGCAGCACAAAUACUGAGGAUUCUACAACUAGAAGUGAAACAAUUACCACAUCUGCAGCAACUACUGCAAAGAAAACUCCAGCCUCUGCUGCAACUACUCUUGGUGCAACAUCUGUUGCAAAAUCAUCUACACUUCCUGCAACUCCAAGUGCAACAACCUCUACAGUAUCUACACCAACACACUCUACAACCACCAAGGUUCCUACCAUUUACAGUGAAACAAUAACCACAAUAGCAACACCUACUGCAAAGGUAACGUCACCAUCUACAAACCCUACUGGUCUUGGUUUAACAAUUGUUGCAACAACCAUCCCAGUACCUACAACAGCUGUCAACACAAUUAUGGAGGUUUCUACCACUGAAAGUGAAACAGUAACCACACCAAAAGCAUCUAAAACAGAAAUUAUCACAAUACCUACAACAUCUACUACUCUAACAACCUCUGCAGUACCUACACCAACAAGCCCUAUGACAUCUGAGGUUUCUACCACUGAAAGUGAAACAGUAACCACAAUAUUAACACCUACUUCAAAGAUAACGUCACUAUCUACAAACUCUACUAGUCUUGGUUCAACAAUUGUUGCAACAACUCUCCCAGUACCUACAACAGCCGGCAACACAAUUAUGGAGAUGUCUACCACUAAAACAGAAACAUCACCCACAGUAUUUACAACUCCAUUGAAAACAUCCUCAGGAACUACAUCUACUACUGCUCCUGCUGCAAACACUGCUACAACAACCUCUGCAGUAUCAAUUCCUGAAACUCUUACUUUAAAAGCAACAACCUCUGCAGCAUCUACACAAACAAGCCCUACAACCUCUGAGGUUUCUACCACUGAAAGUGAAGCAAUAACCACAACAGAAGUACCUACUACAGAGAUGACCUCAACACCUACAAUGUCUACUACUCUUUAUUCAUCUAAUGAUGAAAUGCUCUCCACAACAAUAAGCAGCACAAAUACUGAGGAUUCUACAACUAGAAGUGAAACAAUUACCACAUCUGCAGCAACUACUGCAAAGAAAACUCCAGCCUCUGCUGCAACUACUCUUGGUGCAACAUCUCAUACAAUAUCAUCUACACUUCCUACAACUCUAGGUGCAACAACCUCUACAGUACCUACACCAACAAGCCCUACAGCCACUGUGGUUUCUACCACUGAACGUAAAACAAUAACCACAACAAAGGUACCUACUACAGAUGUGACCUCAACACCUGCAACACCUGCAGAGACGAGAUUACUAGAUCAAACUGAUACUACUCUUGGUGGACUAACCGAUGCACCAACCACAGCAAUCCCCAUGACCACCAGCUGCACAGGUACCCAUUUUUCUACCACUAAAAGUGUAAAAAGUACCACAUCAGCAACAUCUACAAUUACAACCUCAAAACAUGCAACGUCUACUACUCUUCAUCCAUUAAAUGAUGAAAUGCUCUCCACAGUGUCAACUAGAAUAACCAGCUUAAAUGCUGAGGUUUCUACCACUAAAACUGAAACAGAACAAACAUUAUUCACAACUUCAUUGAAAACAUCCUCAGGAACUACAUCUACUACUGCUCCUGCUGCAAACACUGAUACAACAACCUCUGCAGUAUCACUUCCUCAAACUCUUACUUUAAGAGCAACAACCUCUGCAGUUCCUACACCAACAAGCCCUACAACUUCUGAGGUUUCUACCACUGAAAGUGAAACAAUAACCACAACAGAAGUACCUACUACAGAGAUGACCUCAACACCUACAAUGUGCAACAACCUCUACAGUACCUACACCAACAAGCCCUACAGCCACUGUGGUUUCUACCACUGA
Molecule: messenger RNA, 5965 nt
Organism: Silurus meridionalis
Lineage: Eukaryota; Metazoa; Chordata; Actinopteri; Siluriformes; Siluridae
Product: mucin-2-like
Exons: 2
Coding region: 71-5965 (1964 amino acids)
Source: RefSeq, a predicted model, not a curated record